Elgaria multicarinata webbii is the source of this 881-nucleotide messenger RNA. It is a transcript of the gene RND1, whose product is annotated as Rho family GTPase 1. Bases 72 to 770 code for a protein of 232 amino acids. Gene Ontology annotation, cellular component: cytosol. The transcript has 5 exons. The record is from RefSeq and is a predicted model, not a curated record. NCBI's taxonomy places the organism in Eukaryota, Metazoa, Chordata, Lepidosauria, Squamata, Anguidae. Gene Ontology annotation, molecular function: protein kinase binding; GTPase activity; GTP binding. Gene Ontology annotation, biological process: small GTPase-mediated signal transduction.
UGAGCAGAAGCCGCUUGGGAUUAUUUUGCUGCAAGAGCUUGGUGCUGCAUUGAGCCACACUACACGACGCCAUGAGGGAGAGGAGAACUCCUCAGCCAGUGGUGGCCCGAUGCAAGCUAGUUCUGGUGGGGGAUGUCCAUUGUGGGAAGACUGCCAUGUUGCAAGUGUUGGCCAAGGACUGCUACCCGGAGACUUAUGUGCCCACAGUUUUCGAGAACUACACAGCGUGCCUGGAGACAGAGGAGCAACGGGUGGAGCUCAGUCUAUGGGACACCUCUGGCUCCCCCUACUACGACAAUGUGCGCCCCCUGUGCUACAGUGACUCCGAUGCCGUCCUGCUCUGCUUUGAUGUCAGCCGCCCAGAGACCAUGGACAGUGCGCUGAAGAAGUGGAAGACGGAAAUCUUGGAUUACUGUCCUAGCACCCGUGUAUUGCUUAUUGGCUGCAAGAUAGACCUGCGCACUGACCUCAGCACCCUGAUGGAGCUGUCCCACCAAAAGCAAGCCCCUGUCUCUUAUGAACAGGGCUGUGCUGUGGCUAAGCAGCUCGGAGCAGAAACCUACCUGGAAUGUUCGGCCUUCACCUCGGAGAAGAGCGUCCACAGCAUCUUCCGGACAGCUGCAUCCCUUUGCCUCAGCAAGUCUGGCCCCCAGCCCCCCAAGAGCCCAGCCCGAAGCUUCCCCAAGAGACUCCUCCGCUUGCCCAGCCGAUCUGAGCUCAUCUCUUCCACUUUCAAGAAGGAGAAAGCAAAGAGUUGCUCUGUCAUGUGAAGGGCCGCCCACUUCUGGGAGCAGGGGGUGUUGGUGUUGGUGGAACCAUUGUGGACCUCCGGGCCCUCCGAUUGGCCCUUCCGGGGUGGGAUGUGGGGGGGAGGGAGUGCU